AUGAAGCAAUUUGGCAUCGGAGACGUCGGCAUGGGCGCUCUGUACCUCGCAUCAAAGCUAGAAGAGUGCCCCAUCCGUAUGCGCGACCUUAUCAACGUCUACGACCUACUCCUCCAGCGUGGCGUGCACACACUCGCGUCUGCGCCCACAACGGGGCCGGCGGUACAUCAUCACUCCGACUUCAAGUACCCGCCGAUGUCGUACUUCGGCAGCACGUUCUACGACCUCAAGGAGGCGCUCGUUGUCGCGGAGAUGCAGAUCCUGAAGCGCCUCGGCUUCAACGUGAACGUCGUGCUUCCGUACGGCACACUCAUCAACUACCUGCGGGUGCUGGGUUUGACGAGCCGGGAGGACGUGUGCUCGCGGGCGUGGGGGUAUCUCAACGACGCGUUGCAGACCCCCGUGUACGCGCUAUACGCGGUACCAACAAUCCUCAGCGCAGCGAUCCUGCUGACGACGCGACACCUGGGUAUCUCACUGCCGUCGUCGCCCACUAGCCGUUGGUGGGAGCUCUUCGACGCCGAGUGGGAGGAUGUGUGGAGCGUGUGCGGGUACAUUAUGAGGCUGUACCGGGAACGGAGUGCGGAGGAUCAGACACGAGUCAUGCGCAUGGUAUCGAAGAAGGGUGUCCGCCAGUGGUUGGAAGAAAAUCAACCCAGUGGUAAUCAUAGCUGA
Molecule: messenger RNA, 675 nt
Organism: Sparassis crispa
Lineage: Eukaryota; Fungi; Basidiomycota; Agaricomycetes; Polyporales; Sparassidaceae
Exons: 3
Coding region: 1-675 (224 amino acids)
Biological process (GO): regulation of transcription by RNA polymerase II
Cellular component (GO): nucleus
Molecular function (GO): cyclin-dependent protein serine/threonine kinase regulator activity
Source: RefSeq, a predicted model, not a curated record